Molecule: messenger RNA, 153 nt
Organism: Pyricularia oryzae 70-15
Lineage: Eukaryota; Fungi; Ascomycota; Sordariomycetes; Magnaporthales; Pyriculariaceae
Exons: 3
Coding region: 1-153 (50 amino acids)
Source: RefSeq, a predicted model, not a curated record
AUGAUUAAGAAGCAAAAAGAGGUGGAAAACUCUUCUCGCCCCAACCAGUCACCAGAGUCCACGGGGGUGGGAGGGAGCAAAAAAACCACUUACCGCGAAUUCUCCCAGGGUUUCCCCGAGCCCACCCAACCACAAAAAAACAUGUGCUAUUAA